Messenger RNA from Oncorhynchus tshawytscha (Chinook salmon), 1670 nucleotides. RefSeq names its product calcium-binding protein 1-like. Bases 239 to 1543 code for a protein of 434 amino acids. Gene Ontology annotation, molecular function: calcium ion binding. The record is from RefSeq and is a predicted model, not a curated record. NCBI's taxonomy places the organism in Eukaryota, Metazoa, Chordata, Actinopteri, Salmoniformes, Salmonidae. The transcript has 9 exons.
GGUAGCAUUCAGAACUUUAUCAUUUCACAAGUGAGAGUGUAGGUGUGUGUUCCUAGUUUGCAUUGUAGCCUAGGCUAGAGACGCGCGAAUAGGCUACUCAGAGGUGAUCCAACAGGCUGCCCUGACUACACAUUGGCUAAAUGCUCAGCACGACCACACAGGUGCAUCUGUCUUAACGACCUCCUGUCUAGUCCUGGUAUCUGCACACAGUAAUACAUUAAGGGAACGGCAUAGGACAAUGAGCUCCUCUCUUCCCAAAAGCGAAUCUACCACCUCUCUCCUGAGAGCUCCGGCCGUGCCGGUGAGUCGGAGGUCCGAACAUUCUGAGCAUCAUGGGUCGCGCAGCCACUGUAGUCACAUCCAUCAACCCGACGGAGGUAAAGAUGUACCUGACGAGCCGUGUUGGACCGAUGAGUGCGAGGCAAGCGCGCGCAGACCCCUUUGUCAACCGAGGCAUGCUGGUGGCAGGACAGACAGGAAUGGAUGUGAUAAACGGGGACAUUCCCACCAACGAAGCAGCCACUACAAUGACGGCUACAGCCAGGAAGAAGUUAGAGAGCGGGUGGAUCGGAGCGGGAAAGACCGCAGUAAGUCGUCUAGACACCCACACCACCACCACCACCACACCUCAAGAGGUGACCUGCCGCCAGCUCAUCACCACGGCAACGCACGUCCGGGGCUGAGGUCCUCGCCAACUCCAUCCUAUACUAAACAAUCCGACGAUACUGCGUACUUUUUUGAAUCGAAGGACAGAAUAAAUACUGGGUCGUCCACGAGUUUAAACUCGGUCCCACCCGCAACGUCCACGCCAGUUACCGGCCCCGCUACCAGCCGCACCUCCAAAAGAUUCAGCACAGCUCCAUCUGAACAUGACUCCAAUCUGCACCCGAUAGUGAAAUCAGUCUUCGGACAGGACCAGAAGAAGAACUACAGAGCAGUGCAGUCCUGUGAGGAGGGGACUGGGGGGGCCUAUCUUGAGCCACUAGUGGCUAUGGCUCAGAACGGAGGCAACAUGCACAACGUACUGGGGCCUGCCUGCAUCUUUCUACGCAAGGGCUUCGCUGAGAGCCGGCAGGCUAAGAAGGAUAGAGAGCUGAGGCCGGAGGAAAUGGAUGAGUUGCGUGAGGCUUUUAAAGAGUUUGACAAAGACCACGACGGCUUCAUUGGCUGUAAAGACCUGGGCAACUGCAUGAGGACCAUGGGCUACAUGCCUACUGAGAUGGAGCUGAUUGAACUGAGCCAGCAGAUCAAUAUGAACCUGGGACGACAUGUUGACUUUGAGGACUUUGUGGAGCUGAUGGGGCCAAAGCUUCUGGCUGAAACAGCAGAUAUGAUUGGGGUCAAGGAGCUGAGGGACGCUUUUAAAGAGUUUGACACCAAUGGUGACGGCAAGAUCAGCACAUCAGAACUCAGAGAAGCAAUGAAAAAACUUCUCGGUCAACAGGUUGGUCACAGGGACCUAGAAGACAUCCUGAGGGACAUUGACCUGAAUGGAGAUGGUCACGUGGACUUUGAAGAGUUUGUACGUAUGAUGUCUCGCUGAGUGACAGGUUAAGCACCUGUAGGCCAUGUUUCUGACUGGCCCCUUUCCUGGUAAGAGAGGAAGAGAAGGAGAAGAGAUGCCGAAGCCGUUACCAACAGACCACUUACCUCUGACUUCUGUACAACAG